Messenger RNA from Stylophora pistillata, 2174 nucleotides. Its product is annotated as ras-like GTP-binding protein RHO. Gene Ontology annotation, biological process: small GTPase-mediated signal transduction. Lineage: Eukaryota; Metazoa; Cnidaria; Anthozoa; Scleractinia; Pocilloporidae. The record is from RefSeq and is a predicted model, not a curated record. Gene Ontology annotation, molecular function: GTPase activity; GTP binding.
UGAAGGUGUGGCUUGACUGCUUCGUGAUCGACUCUCGGCCAUUUCCUGAUUUCUGAAGUUGUCGGUUCUGGCUCAUAGCAAGGGAUAGUUCACUUGGUUUUGGAAAGAUUGAUAAAUUGCCAUGACAGCCCUUAGGAAGAAGUUGGUUAUUGUGGGUGAUGGUGCUUGUGGAAAAACUUGCCUCCUCAUUGUGUUUUCCAAGGAUCAAUUCCCUGAAGUGUACGUGCCAACAGUUUUUGAAAAUUAUGUGGCUGACAUUGAAGUUGAUGGCAAGACAGUAGAGCUUGCAUUAUGGGAUACAGCAGGACAAGAAGACUACGAUAGGCUACGACCCCUGUCUUAUCCCGACACUGAUGUUAUCCUGAUGUGCUUCUCCAUUGAUAGUCCAGACAGUUUAGAGAAUAUCCCCGAAAAAUGGACUCCUGAAGUAAGGCACUUCUGCCCAAAUGUACCUAUUGUUUUGGUUGGUAACAAGAAAGAUCUGAGAAAUGAUGAUAACACAAAGAGAGAAUUAGCCAAGAUGAAACAAGAGCCGGUAAAAGCUGAUGAAGGAGAAUCAGUUUGUGUAAAAAUAGGAGGCUAUGCUUACCUGGAGUGCUCUGCUAAAACAAAGGAGGGUGUUCGAGAUGUGUUCAAAACAGCUACCUAUGCUGCUUUGGAAGUAGAGCUUGCAUUAUGGGAUACAGCGGGACAAGAAGACUACGAUAGGCUACGACCCCUAUCUUAUCCCGACACUGAUGUUAUCCUGAUGUGCUUCUCCAUUGAUAGUCCUGACAGUUUAGAGAAUAUCCCCGAAAAAUGGACUCCUGAAGUGAGGCACUUCUGCCCAAAUGUACCAAUCAUUUUGGUUGGUAACAAGAAAGAUCUGAGAAAUGAUGAUAACACAAAGAGAGAAUUAGCCAAGAUGAAACAAGAGCCCGUCAAAAGUGAAGAAGGGGCAACGAUUUGUGAAAAAAUCAAUGGUUAUGCCUAUUUGGAAUGCUCUGCCAAAACUAAGGAAGGUGUUAGAGAUGUGUUUAAGAUGGCUACCAAAGCUGCACUGGAAACAAAGAAAAGGAGAAGAAAAAGGGGCCUAUGCAGUAUACUGUAAAAUGAAAAGCUUGUUGCCCUGCUCUGCUUCAAUAUGAUAUGCUUAAAGUUGACUGACUAACUUGAUAAACAUUUCCCAUCCUCUUUGGAGAGGACUAUCUGAUGAGAAAAUUUCUUUCUGGAACAGAAAGGAUGCUUCUGUAGUUAUUGUUAUUAACUUGAAUUAUUAUUAGUAUAAAAUUUGUUAAAAACCAUGCACACUUGUUCAACACAUGUGGCAUAUUUUCAGCAAUGAGAUUAUGCAUCCUUGUAUUCAAUUCUCUUUAAGGUGGCUCUGCUGUAGUAACUAAGGAUACAGAGCCUUGUGGUGACAUGAUAUGUUUAUUAUUUGACAAGUGUAUAAUAGAAACUUGCUGCUCUCAUUGAAGUAAAUGAACCCUAUUGGCUAAUUGUGUUUUCUUAAAUUUUUAUUGCCUUUGUGUGACAUGAUUACAUGGUACACUGCUUUAUGGUUCUGGUUGUACAGUAGAGUGGCCAAAAACUUUGAAUCAAACCUGCAAAACAGAACUUGACCUAAAACAGCUGAGUUUUAGUGCCAUACAAUCAUGUCAUAGCAAGGUUCUGUUGCAUUCAUCUGAUAAAAAGAAAACAAUUUUGAUAUUAUGUAUUAGUGAUUUUCUCUGUAAUUGUUAACAACUUUAAAUCUGUAGCAGGAUAAAAACUGCUAUGAGAAUGAUUAGGAUGAAUUUUGUAGGAUAAUUUUUGUAUCUGUUUGAUGUUCUGCUGCUGAAACUUGAAAGGUUUGAAAUAUUAUCUAAUAAUACCAGCUUUGUGACAGUAAUUACAUAUUUUUUACUGAUAUUUCAAACCAUUUCACUUGACACUAAAGUCAGGUCCACAAAUCUGAAAAUACAAAGGUGGAGAAUGCUUGAAGGGUCCACUUAUGAAGUAAUCUAGCCAUAUCCAAAUGACAUCUUGCUCAAGCUUCAAAAUCUCUGAAAGAUUGGGAUGAUUUUAAAGAGUCCAAUUCGAUUUGUGUAGGUAAUAUGCAAUGUAUUAAAGUGUUGAUUUAAAGGCUUCAAUUCAUGAAUGGUGAGAAGCUUUUCAGGUUGACCAGUAAAAUAUUAAAACUUGUUAUUUUGAAA